Messenger RNA from Annulohypoxylon truncatum, 1767 nucleotides. RefSeq names its product putative MFS monosaccharide transporter. The record is from RefSeq and is a predicted model, not a curated record. Gene Ontology annotation, molecular function: carbohydrate:proton symporter activity. Gene Ontology annotation, cellular component: membrane. Gene Ontology annotation, biological process: carbohydrate transport; transmembrane transport. NCBI's taxonomy places the organism in Eukaryota, Fungi, Ascomycota, Sordariomycetes, Xylariales, Hypoxylaceae. The transcript is spliced from 3 exons. The coding region runs from base 117 to 1631 and encodes 504 amino acids.
GGGCUCGACAAUGAUUUAGGUUUAGCCAGACCGUUUUUCUUGUCAUCUAACCGUAUCUUAGUGGCCCGUACUUUAGAGAUUACUUCAAGAACCCCUCCAAGGCGGAAGUCGGUACUAUGGUUGCUAUUCUCGAGAUUGGCGCCUUAGUCUCGUCUCUAAUUGUCGGGAGGGUUGGUGAUAUCAUCGGUCGAAGACGGACAAUUCUCUAUGGGUCAAUCAUCUUCUUCGUCGGUGGUGCCUUACAGAGCUUCGCUGCCAACAUGCCUAUGAUGAUGUUAGGUAGAAUUAUCGCCGGUCUUGGUGUUGGCUCCUUGUCCACCAUUGUUCCCGUCUAUCAAUCCGAGAUUUCCCCUCCCCAUAACAGAGGUAAACUGGCCUGUAUCGAGUUCUCGGGUAACAUUAUUGGUUACACGACAUCCGUCUGGGUUGAUUACUUCUGCGGUUUUAUCGAGAGCGACUUAUCGUGGCGUGUUCCUCUACUGAUGCAAUGCGUAAUGGGAGCCCUCCUAGGUCUAGGUAGUCUGGUCAUUGUAGAAUCCCCAAGGUGGUUACUGGACAAUGACCACGACGAAGAAGGCAUUGUUGUCAUUGCUAAUCUAUAUGGUGGCGGCGACAUCCACAACGCAAAGGCAAGAGAAGAAUACCGCGAGAUCAAGAUGAAUGUCCUACUCCAACGCAUGGAGGGCGAACGAACUUAUAGCGAAAUGUUCCGACGCUACAAGACUCGAGUCUUCAUUGCUAUGUCUGCGCAAGCUCUGGCCCAACUAAACGGAAUCAACGUCAUCUCCUACUACGCCCCGUACGUUUUCGAGUCUGCCGGCUGGAUUGGCCACGAGGCGGUCAAGAUGACCGGUAUCAAUGGUAUAACAUACUUGCUCUCAACUAUCCCACCAUGGUAUGUGGUUGAUCGAUGGGGCCGCCGAGUCAUUCUCUUAACCGGUGCCGUCGCUAUGGCAAUAUCCCUAUCUAUGGUAUCAUACUUCAUCUACUUAGAUAUCAAGUCUACGCCGACAUUGGUAGUCGUGUUCGUUAUGAUCUACAACGCUGCGUUCGGUUAUUCAUGGGGACCUAUCCCUUGGCUCUACCCACCCGAGAUCUUGCCGUUGAGCAUUAGAUCCAAGGGAGCAAGUUUGUCAACCGCUUCUAACUGGGCUUUCAACUGGCUUGUUGGCGAGAUGACCCCUAUUCUCCAGGAGUGGAUUAAGUGGCGACUGUAUUUGGUACACGCAUUCUUCUGCGUUGUCAGUUUUGUUGUUGUGUAUUUCAUAUACCCCGAGACUUGCGGUGUACGAUUAGAAGACAUGGACUCGCUCUUUGGAGAUGCAAGCACUGCAGUAGGGACUCCUGGAGUAAGGUCUGAAACGGGCUCUCUAGUUAGAGCUGGAUCGCCCGUCCCGUCCCUCGACCUACGUGGACGACCUCUAGGCUCGGACGCCAACAUUCCCCCAAUGGAUAUUGACCCACCUGUGCUUAAUAUUGUUGACGGGAAGCCGCAGCUAAGGUCUGAAAGUCAAAGUUCGCGAGGCCGGGUAGGCGAAUGGCUGACGAGAAUGGUUGGGCAAAAUCGGGGGUCGAGCAGUAGCCCAGCCGCCGGAGGCAGAUAUGCGCCAUUGGACCAGCGAGAUGACUAAAUUCAAGAAAGAUGUGGCAUUAAAUUGGUUAAGGGAGACUACUAGACUCUGAUUCAUAUAGACGGCGCUACGGCGCGGCGGGGAUUUCAACGGCCACGGCGGCCCGCAUUCUAACAUUACUGUACAAUGUUUUGCA